AUGGCCGACCGCCUCGUCCUGCUCGUCCUCGUCGUCGCCGCCGCAUCCCCCACCGUAGCCUCCCCAGUGGCCGCCGCGCGUCCCUGCAACACCCUCUUCAUCUCCUCCCACUCGGCCAACGCUAACCCCAGCAACGACCCCGACCACCGCUCCCCCAUCACCACGACGGUCAUCACCGUCUUCCGCAUCCGCCGCUUCGGCCCCCACUUCCUCCGCACCCAAGGCCACGCGCAUCCCCACCUCAACCAGCACCACCACCACCACCUACACUCCAUCCCCGCCAACAUCCAGAUCCGCCGCCCCGAGCUCCCAGAGCCUCCCCACUCUGCGGCCGGCGUUGCCGCGAGCAUCCAGGAGCGCGUCAAGGACAUCCUCGUGGUCCUCGUCGGGAUCCUCUUCGGUCUCGGCUGCGGCGCGCUCACCGCUGCCUCCAUGUACCUCGUGUGGUCCGUAAUCGCCGGCCCCGGCGCGUCCUCCCACUACGACGAGCUCUACGGCGACGAGGCGUCCGACUCCGAGAGCCCCAAGAAGGUUGGCUAUGUCAUCAUCCCCGGCGUCGAGGCCUACGACGGUGGUAAGAACUAG
Molecule: messenger RNA, 585 nt
Organism: Triticum turgidum subsp. durum (durum wheat)
Lineage: Eukaryota; Viridiplantae; Streptophyta; Magnoliopsida; Poales; Poaceae
Source: the annotation of a GenBank genome assembly